UGUAUAUAAAGGAAGAGCGGAGUGACCACCAACCACCUGAAGAUUCUUAGCCUAUCUAAAGUCAUAUCUUUAUCCUAAACUAACGUGGACACGAUGAGGGCACUCAACAUCCUGCUGGUUUCCCUUAUCUGCCUCUCGGUCGUCUCGUAUAUUUGCACAGUCAUAUUCAAUGCGAUAUCUGCAGUGUCACUAAAUGGCUUAUUCAAAACAACGGCUAGCAAUGUUUCUGCCAAAUAUCCUCUGGAUGUCACUCCUGCAGGCUGGACAUUUUCUAUCUGGUCUGUAAUUUAUAUUUGGAAUGGACUAUGGAUUGUAUAUGUCUUCUCCACGCUGUUCAGAAGGAAUAAAAUGGGUCGUGUUUAUGCUAAACCAACCAUUCAUCCUCCUGAAUUUUUUGCCUUAUGGAUACUUAACAAUCUCAUAAAUAUUGGCUGGCUCUUUCUGUGGGAUAGAGAGCUUCUCAUAUUUAGCAAUAUCUUUCUGGCUUUAAUCCCGAUCACUUGCUUCUUGAUGCUUCACAUAUCCUACAGGAGAUGUUAUCGGUAUAGGGCCUGGAUGUUAGAGCACCAACGUUUUGAUCUGUGGUGUAUAAGAAUUUUGGUACAUAAUGGAUUGGCAACCUAUGCAACAUGGACAUCCAUUGCAACGAUUAUCAAUUUCGGAUUGGUACUCAAGUAUAACGUUCACGUACCGGAUCCUGAUGUCAGCACCAUUGUUCUUUCCCUUCUUUUCUUUGCUGUCUUAUUCUGGUUCUUGAUGGAAACAUUUAUUUUUGAAAAAUAUGUGCGCUAUACAUUUACAAUUUACCCAGUAGCAAUUAUUGCUUCAGUUGGAGUCUUUGUUGGGGGAGAAGAGUCUUCGAAAUUGACAGAUAAUGAUGUAAUAAAUGUUGUGAUCAUUGCAGCCGGCUCUGUUUUUUGCCUCUUGCGGUUUGCUUUGCUCUUCUCUUGUGAUAAGUUGAGACCCUUGAUCUCAGAAAACAAGGUUGACCUCUCCAAAGAAUUCCAUGUAAAUACAUCACAAACCAAUGGUCAUGUCAAUCCCAUGGAUAUGGAAAGAGAUGAGCUAUGAGAAUCCAUAACACAUAGACCUUUGAGAAGAGAAAGAGGGAUGCAUGAAGUACCAGUACCCAUGACAAGCAGCAAUCUGAUUGCCUACUUUACACGGCUGUACAGUACAUUGCAUUGAUGUAUUAAAAUUAACCUUUGCUCAGAUCAUAUACAUUAAAGUAUUUGCAUUAAAAGCACAUUAAAACAAGUCUUCCUUCACCUCAGUAGCUUUAGGCAUUGUGCAGAAAUUCAUGUUUACACCAAAGGCACUUCAAUCACAACCCCUCCCCCCUUCAGUUAUUAUGGAAGCAGAAUGGAAGGAAUAACAGACUAAUUCCUGUGAUCUUUGAGGAUCUUUGAGAAUGAAUUUCUUCAGUACAUGCAGCUAGAGAGGUCAAGGAUGAGUUGCUUUAAAGCCCUUUUAAUGCAUGUUAAAUUGAUGUAAAACCAAUAAUGUCCAUAGUCUGGGCCCAGGUUUCUCUUAAAUAAGCCCAAAGGGCUUUGUACAUAGCACUAUUUGUUUUCAAUAUUCUUAUUAAUUACAAUACCCAGACAUUUGUCAGUACUUAUCAUGAAUAAAUCUAUUAUAAUAAAUGAGCUUUACUGAUGCCAUUGUUAUUAUAUACAGUAUGUAUGCUUAUGUUCAGAUCUACUUAUGUUUUGAUAGUAUUGAAAUCAAUGUUAUUAGAGGUGUAACAUAUUUAUUUUAUUUAAAGAAAAAAUAAAGCCUUCACUUCUUUCUGAGA
Molecule: messenger RNA, 1795 nt
Organism: Rana temporaria (common frog)
Lineage: Eukaryota; Metazoa; Chordata; Amphibia; Anura; Ranidae
Exons: 7
Coding region: 94-1071 (325 amino acids)
Source: RefSeq, a predicted model, not a curated record